Hyaena hyaena (striped hyena) is the source of this 1258-nucleotide messenger RNA. RefSeq names its product Sad1 and UNC84 domain containing 5 (gene SUN5). The transcript is spliced from 13 exons. Bases 108 to 1238 code for a protein of 376 amino acids. The record is from RefSeq and is a predicted model, not a curated record. Gene Ontology annotation, molecular function: protein-membrane adaptor activity. Gene Ontology annotation, biological process: nuclear envelope organization. Lineage: Eukaryota; Metazoa; Chordata; Mammalia; Carnivora; Hyaenidae. Gene Ontology annotation, cellular component: nuclear envelope; meiotic nuclear membrane microtubule tethering complex.
CUUCCAAGGCACGCUAGGAGGUGGCAGCAGUGACUGCCUCUGCCCCCUCGCCGACUAACGGAGAGCCUCAGCACCGCUUCCUCUAGAGUUCCCAGACCAGGAGAUUGAUGCCGCGGUUCUCCAGGAGCCCCGGGGAUCCGUGUAACCCGCCUCAGGAUGCCAGACCCAGGAGGGCGGCCCAGCGAGGCCGGAACACCUGCAGGAUGGCGGGGGACGCCGUGUCAAACACACGUGAUUCCAUUGUGCUGCCCAUCCGCAUCAGUACCCCGGCCCCGAACCUGGCCCAGUGCGUGCUGGCGUGUAUAUCCUGGAUCACCUGUCUGGCCUGCUUCCUGAGGACUCAGGCUCACCACAUCCUGUUCAACAACUGCAGAUGCAGGCUGCUCUUCCAGAAGCUCAUGGAAAAGACAGGUGUUCUCAUCCUCUGUGCUUUUGCAUUCUGGAUGUUUUCUAUGCACGUACCAUCUAAAAUGGAAGUCUGGCAGGACGACAGCAUAAAUAGUCCACUGCAGAGCUUGCGAAUGUACCAGGAGAAGGUGCGGCAUCACACUGGGGAAAUCCAGGACCUCCGAGGUAACAUGACCCAACUCAUUGCCAAGCUCCAGUUGAUGGAAGCCAUGUCAGAUGAGCAAAAAAUGGCCCAGAAAAUCAUGAAGAUGAUACAAGGAGAUUAUAUUGAAAAGCCAGACUUUGCCCUAAAGUCUAUAGGGGCCUCUAUCGACUUUGAGCAAACGUCCAGCACAUACAACUACGACAAGGCUCGCUCCUGCUGGAACUGGAUCCGGCUCUGGAACUACGCGCAGCCCCCCGACGUGAUCCUUGAGCCCAAUGUGACACCUGGCAAUUGCUGGGCCUUCUCCGGUGACCGAGGCCAGGUGACCAUCCGAAUGGCCCAGAAGGUCUACCUGUCCAACCUGACGCUGCAGCAUAUCCCCAAGACCAUCUCGCUGUCGGGCAACCUGGACACCGCCCCCAAGGACUUCGUCAUUUAUGGCAUGGAAGGCUCUCCCAAGGAGGAGGUGUUCCUGGGGGCAUUUCAGUUUCAGCCGGAAAACAUCAUUCAGAUGUUCCCACUCCAGAAUCAGCCUGUCCGAGCAUUUGGUGCCGUCAAGGUGAAGAUAUCGAGCAACUGGGGGAACCCACGGUUCACCUGCCUGUACCGAGUGCGCGUGCACGGUUCUGUGACCCCACCCGCCAGAGAGCAGGCGGAUCAGAGCCCCUACCCGGAGAGAGAUUAAAGUUUAUUCUUCACAGUCCA